Arabis nemorensis is the source of this 366-nucleotide messenger RNA. Lineage: Eukaryota; Viridiplantae; Streptophyta; Magnoliopsida; Brassicales; Brassicaceae. The record is from the annotation of a GenBank genome assembly.
AUGGUGAAGACAUGCAUUGGACGGCCUCGGACAAGGACACAGAAGAAGAAGUCAAAGACGGAUUGCGAUCCUCCACCGGAAGUGAUGGAGGCAAGAAUCGAAGAACCCGAACCAUUUCUCGAAAUAGAGAGGAAGAAGAAGAAAUUGGGCAUGGCGGUUCUGGAAAUAAUGGAGAGGAAGAAGAAGGUGGCGGUUCUGGAAAUAAUGGAGAGGAAGAAGAAGCAAUCGGCGGUUCUGGAAAUAAUGGAGAGGAACAAGGUGGCGGUUCUGGAAAUAAUGGAGAUGAAGAAGAAGCAAUCGGCGGUUCUGGAAAUAAUGGAGAAGAACAAGGUGGCGGUUCUAGAAAUGCAGAGGAUAAUGAGAUAG